This is a messenger RNA of Eucalyptus grandis, 1467 nucleotides long. Its product is annotated as CYP enzymes assisting alcohol dehydrogenase. Gene Ontology annotation, molecular function: zinc ion binding; S-(hydroxymethyl)glutathione dehydrogenase [NAD(P)+] activity. The transcript is spliced from 6 exons. Gene Ontology annotation, biological process: formaldehyde catabolic process. NCBI's taxonomy places the organism in Eukaryota, Viridiplantae, Streptophyta, Magnoliopsida, Myrtales, Myrtaceae. Gene Ontology annotation, cellular component: cytosol. The record is from RefSeq and is a predicted model, not a curated record. The coding region runs from base 150 to 1304 and encodes 384 amino acids.
AGUCACCGAAGCGACCGAUCUAGCAAUUGUACCUCAACGAAUGAUUACCUGUAUAUCUAUCUGCAUAUCUAUAUAUAUAGUCAUCCAGGUUAAGCACGUUGAUACUUGUGGCGAGAGAGAAGCAGAGCAUAACAGAGAGAAGGAGAAGGAUGGGGAGCAAGAGCGGCAGUUCGCGAGCGAUAACGUGCAAAGGGGUGGUGUGCUGGGGAGCAGAGGAGGAAUGGAGGGUGGAGGAGAUUCAAGUGGAUCCCCCCAAGGGGAGCGAAGUGAGGAUGAAGAUGCUGUUCGCCAGCAUUUGCCACACCGAUCUCCUAUACUCCCAGGGUUUCCCUUUGCCGCUUUACCCUCGAGUUCUCGGCCAUGAAGGUGUUGGGAUUGUGGAGAGUGUUGGAGAGGAAGUAGAGGAGUUGAAGGAAGGAGAUGUGGUUAUUCCCACCUACGUUGGAGAAUGCAGAGAGUGCGAGAACUGCAAAUCCGAUAGGACAAACUUGUGCCUCCGAUAUCCGCUUUCUGUAAAUGGCGUGUUGCCGGAUGGCACGUCCAGAAUGUCGAUCCGAGGCCAGGCCCUGUACCACCUCCUCUCUUGCUCCACCUGGUCUGAGUACACGGUCUCCGACGCCAAUUACGUCGUGAAGGUCGACCCUGGUGUAGCUCUCCCGCAUGCUAGCCUCUUGUCGUGCGGAUUCUCCUCUGGGUUCGGUGCUGCUUGGAUGGACUCUAAGGUCGAGAGCGGCUCCUCCGUGGCUGUGAUCGGCCUCGGUGCUGUUGGACUCGGGGCCAUAGGAGGAGCAAGAGCGCAAGGGGCGACUACCAUAAUCGGCGUGGACAAAAACGGGAUGAAAAAGGACAAGGGAGAAGUCUUUGGAAUGACUCAUUUCAUAAAUCCAGACGAUCACAAGUCUUCCGAUGGCACGCAUUCGAAGUCCAUCUCUGAGAUGGUGAAAGACUUGACGGGCGGAGCUGGCGUGGACUACUGCUUCGAGUGCAGCGGAGUACCCAACUUGAUCGACCAGGCCCUAGAAGCCACCAAAGUGGGGAAAGGCAGGGCAGUAGUACUGGGGGCAGGGCCGACACAUGUCGUGGAGAUUAAUUUCAUGGGGCUGAUGAUGGGCAGAACGUUGAAGGGAACCAUUUUUGGAGGACUCAAGAGCAAGACCCACCUGCCCCUCCUUGUCCACAAAUCCAAGGAUGAGGAGAUCCCUCUCGAUGAACUUCUGACCCACGAGAUGAAAUUGGAGGACGUGCCGACAGCACGUGAGGUCCUGAAGCGGUCGGACUGCGUCAAGAUUUUGAUCAAGAUUUAGUGCCCUAUUUUGCCUAUUGCCUCCUGCCCUUGCUUUCUCGAAUUUCCUAGUACGAUAUUGACCGUGCUUUGUUUACUGUUGCACUCGCUCGUGUGAAAAUCCGAUAAGAUAUUUUUGUUUUUAUUUUUUUUUUACAAGAAUAAGAUAUUAUUGUUGGAGUUCA